AUGGCGCUGUCCCAGCCCGGGCCGCCCGAGCCCGAGGAGCCGUCAGCGCACAGCGGGCAGCAGCCGCAGGAGUCGCUCCCGUCGGGCCCCGCCGAGCCUCCUUCGUCCCUGCAGGAGUCCCCAUCAUCGGGCCCCGCGGACCCUCCUUCAUCCCUACAGGAGUCCCCAUCAUCGGGCCCCGCGAAGCCCCCUUCGCCCCCGCAGGAGUCCCAAACAUCGGGCCCCACCGAGCCCCCUUCAUCCCUGCAGGAGUCCCCACUAUCGGGCCCCACCGAGCCCCCUUCGCCCCCGCAGGAGUCCCAAACAUCGGGCCCCACCGAGCCCCCUUCAUCCCUGCCGGAGUCCCCAUUAUCGGGCCCCGCCGAGCCCCCCGAGCCCCCGCGGGAGUCGCUCCCGUCAGGCCCCGCCGAGCCCCGGCCGAUCGCGGCCCCGGGCCCGGCCCGGCAGCUGCGGGUGCUGCUGACGCCGCUGCCCGCAUCGGCCUGGCCGCGGCCCCAGAAGCGGCUGCCGAGCCCCCGCGGCCCGGCCGGCAAGAGGCUGCGCCCGGAGCCCGACAGCGGCCCCAGAGCCCCCCCCGGCUCCCCGCCCGGCCCCAGCUCGGCUGCCCGCGGCCAGGACGGGCUGUGGGAUGCGGACAGCGACGGCAGCGACGGGGGAGAUGCGGCCCCGGAUGGAUACUCCCACCUAUCAGCCUAUGAAAGGAAAAGACUCAAGAACAUUACAGAAAAUGCUAAAUUCUUUGCUGCUCUAAAGCUGCAUGAGUCAGCUGCAAGACUUGAACAACUUACAACUAAAAGGCGAUCUUAUGUCACUAAACGGGCCAAGCCUAAAAAGGUGGAGGACGAGCCGGCCCGGCGGCGAUCCAGGCGCCUGCUCCGGGUGGAGCCGCUGGACAUUCCCCUGCUGGAGACAUUCGCCCAGCCAGCAGCAGAGGAAUAUCCUCAGGUUCCAGUCGGACCUUUGCCCAUGGUUCCAGAGGAUCAGGCAGAGAACAGUAAAUGGACAGAGGCCUUGCUGGGCACGUGGAUGAGGAUAAGUGAGCUGAAAGCAGAAUGUGCUGACCGGGGCACACCUGACAUAAAGAGGUACCAGGAGAGCCUGAGCAGCAUGGUGCUGAGCGAGGAGAACAUCAGGAAGGUGGUGAAAGCCCGGGUGUGUUCCAUGGCCAUCCACCCUUCUGAAAGCACCAUCCUUGUGGCAGCUGGAGACAAGUUGGGGCACAUCGGCCUCUGGAAUGUGAGCUGCAGGACUGAGGAAGGACACCACAUGUUCAUCCCUCACAGCUUCCAGGUCAACUGCAUGCACUUCUCUCCCUGCAACCCUGCUCACUUGCUGUCCCUCAGCAAUGACACUCUGCGUUGUGGCGAUGUCACCAGGGCUGUCUUUGAUGAGAUCUGCAGGAGUGAGGAGAGCUUCUCGUGCUUCGACUUCCUGGAAGAGCACGCCUGCAGUGCCCUAGUGAGCCACUGGGGCGGGGAGGUGGCUGUGGUGGACACCCGCACCCCGGGGGCAUCCUCGGAGCUCUCUGCGGACAUCGGCUUGGGGAGGACACGGACAGUCCACGUGCACCCCGUCAACAAACACUAUUUCCUGGCUGCUGGCUUGCUGGACGUUUGUGUUUUCGAUGUUCGGUACCUGAAGGCCAAGGGGAACAAGCCCCUGAGCUCUCUCACAGGACACACCAAAAGCGUGGCCUCAGCCUAUUUCUCACCUGUCACUGGGAGCAGGGUGGUCACGGUGUGUGCUGAUGACAAGCUGAGGGUCUACGACACCACAUCCCUGUCACCCACUGCCAAACUGCUCAGCUCCAUCAGACACAACAACAACACGGGCCGCUGGCUGACGCGCUUCAGGGCCAUCUGGGACCCCAAGCAGGAGCACUGCUUCCUGGUGGGCAGCAUGGCACAGCCCAGGCAGAUCCAGGUCUUCCAGGACACCGGGAAAUUGCUGCACUCCUUCUGCAACGUGGACUGCCUCGCCUCCGUGUGCUCCAUCAACGUCGUGCACCCCAGCCAGAACAUCCUGGUGGGAGGCAACUCCAGCGGCCGCCUUCACGUGUUCAAAUAGAAGUGCCUUAGAUCUUCAUUCCCUCCUUUCUGCAUCGACUUUGUUCAUUCCGUAUUCAGCAGUUCCCAAGCUGACUGUUGUUUCUCAGGACAGAAAUGUA
Messenger RNA from Pseudopodoces humilis (Tibetan ground-tit), 2167 nucleotides. RefSeq names its product WD repeat domain 76 (gene WDR76). The record is from RefSeq and is a predicted model, not a curated record. Lineage: Eukaryota; Metazoa; Chordata; Aves; Passeriformes; Paridae. Gene Ontology annotation, cellular component: nucleus. Gene Ontology annotation, molecular function: DNA binding; protein binding. Gene Ontology annotation, biological process: regulation of DNA damage checkpoint.